CUGACGAAUUUGUGAAAAGGUUGGUAGACAUUUCGCAAGAAAAAGCAACAACAAAUUUUAAUAAACAAAUAAUUAAACAUUUGCUGAUACUGCCAAAAGAACUUAAUUUUACAAUUGCAACAAAAUGACUGGUCGUGGAAAGGGCGGAAAAGGAUUGGGAAAAGGAGGUGCUAAGCGUCAUCGUAAGGUGUUGCGAGAUAACAUCCAGGGCAUAACCAAGCCGGCCAUUCGCCGUUUGGCCCGUCGUGGUGGAGUCAAGCGUAUCUCUGGCUUGAUAUAUGAGGAGACCCGCGGUGUGCUCAAGGUAUUCUUGGAGAACGUUAUUCGCGAUGCCGUUACUUACACUGAGCAUGCCAAGCGCAAGACCGUCACUGCUAUGGACGUUGUCUACGCCUUGAAGCGCCAGGGACGCACCCUCUACGGUUUUGGCGGUUAAGUGCGGCAGCAUUUAUAUAUUUCGCAUAAUAUGUAACCGGAUUGGAAUUAAUAAUCGAUAUAUAAUACAUAUAAAAAGCAGCGUAUUUAAUCCUCGAUCUACUUAAUCUUGAAUAUUUGAGCAUACCUAUGCAGUAGUAAUUACACAAUGUAUUGACAAGAAAAUAUUCCAUUAUUAUAAAACAUAUAUAGUACACACACUUAUGUGACACUUGCUUGCAACUUUAUUGCAUUAUUCUGCAUUCAAAAGAUUUGCUAACACAAAAUCAAUAUCAUAACGCCAAUAAAUCGUUUCGUAGAAGGCACAAUUAAUGAACAUUCUA
Messenger RNA from Drosophila grimshawi, 758 nucleotides. It is a transcript of the gene His4r, whose product is annotated as histone H4. The transcript is spliced from 3 exons. Gene Ontology annotation, biological process: nucleosome assembly. The record is from RefSeq and is a predicted model, not a curated record. NCBI's taxonomy places the organism in Eukaryota, Metazoa, Arthropoda, Insecta, Diptera, Drosophilidae. Gene Ontology annotation, cellular component: nucleosome. Gene Ontology annotation, molecular function: DNA binding; protein heterodimerization activity; structural constituent of chromatin. Bases 125 to 436 code for a protein of 103 amino acids.